Molecule: messenger RNA, 2000 nt
Organism: Seriola dumerili (greater amberjack)
Lineage: Eukaryota; Metazoa; Chordata; Actinopteri; Carangiformes; Carangidae
Gene: b3glcta
Product: beta-1,3-glucosyltransferase-like
Exons: 15
Coding region: 1-1440 (479 amino acids)
Cellular component (GO): membrane
Molecular function (GO): acetylglucosaminyltransferase activity
Source: RefSeq, a predicted model, not a curated record
AUGAAUGUUCACAUCACCUUUGCUGCAGGCAGCUCAGGAAAAGCCUCACAGAGCCAAGAUGAUGUGCAUGUCAUCCACAACAAUCAACUGGACCUGCGGGAGAUAGUGUUCAUCAUCCAGAGUCAAAGCAACUACUUCCAUGUGAGACAGGCAGAAAGACAGAGAGCAGAUUUACUCAAGCAAGCGCACAGUCUCACAGAGAAUCCACCGGCAGUUUUACUUCUUCACAAUCUGUCAGAUAAUGAGGGAGAUUGGAGCAUCCUUCCUCUGCUGCCUUACUUAUCGUACUCUUUUGGGAAAAACUCAUCCUGGAUUGUAUUUCUUGAGGAGGAAACAAAUGUGAAGAUGACUAAGCUCGUUCAAGUCCUUGCAAAAUUUGACAAGAGUAAAGAGUGGUUUCUUGGGAAGCCGCUCCAUGACGAGGAGUCGACCAUCAUCCAUCACUACGCCUUUGCGGAGAAUCCCUCCGUCUUCAAAUAUCCAGACUUUGCUGCUGCUUGGGCCUUAAGCAUCCCCCUUGUUGUUCGGCUUGCAAACAAAGUGAGAGAUGAGCCACUUAAAUCUGACUUCACCAUUGACCUGAAGCAUGAGGUUGCCUUGUAUAUCUGGGACAAUGGGAAGGGUCCACAUCUUACUGCUGUUCCUGAGCUGUGCACUGAGCCAGAGGACUCUCCUCAGGCCCAGCCCUGUGCCACCACCCUGAGCAGCGAGCCUCCACUGUGUGGGGAGCCUGUAAAUAACGAAGAUAUAUUUGUUGCUGUGAAAACGUGUAGGAAGUUUCACAGUGAAAGAGUUCCAGUGAUAAAGAAGACUUGGGAAAAAGAUGCCUUAUUUUUAGAGUACUACAGUGACCAUGCUGAUCCUUCGAUACCAACCAUUAAUUUGGGAGUACCCAAUACUGAAAGAGGCCACUGCGGGAAAACAUUUGCGAUCCUUCAAAGAUUUCUAAGCAGCACUGUCCCGAACACCAGGUGGCUCCUUGUUGUGGACGAUGACACACUCAUCAGCCUCCCCAGACUGCGCGUCUUGCUGAGCUGUUACGACCCCUCUGAACCGGUGUGUCUCGGGGAGAGGUACGGCUACGGCCUGAGCCAAGGCGGCUACAGCUACAUCACGGGAGGUGGAGGUAUGGUGUUCAGCAGGGAGGCUGUGGUCCAACUUCUUGACAGCGGCUGCAAGUGCUACAGCAAUGAUGCGCCAGAUGACAUGGUGCUGGGAAUGUGCCUCAAUGCUCUUGGACUUCCUGUCACACACAGUCCACUCUUCCAUCAGGCGCGCCCGGAGGACUAUGCCAGAGACUUCUUAGCUCACCAGGUGCCCAUCUCUUUCCAUAAACAUUGGAACAUCGACCCCAUUGCGGUUUUCAACAAAUGGCUUAAGGACGACUUGAGGGAAAAACCUUCAGGUGGACUUAAUAAGAGCGCUAAGACGGAGUUAUAAUAAUUUUAAGCACAUGACUAGCCUGUAUGAGUAUGUGUGUAUGUACAGUGUGUGUGUGAGACAAAGAGAGAUUGUGUAUUACGGACUUAUGGGUUUGAAAUGUUGUCCUUCACAGUUGUAAAUGUUUUUGUAUUGUUAAUGUUGAGCUGUUAUUAAGAGGGACCAUGCAAGUGUGUGUCCAUGACUUAAUAUGUGGGUCUUUUCAUGACUGAGUUGCAUGUUGAGGUUAUUGUUAUUUUGGAAAUAUGAAUAUAAUAUGUGUAUAUUUAUAUCAUAGUAAUCUAAAACCUUACAGAGGAGCAUAUCUUCUUCUCUGGGAGAUACUGUAUCUUUCAACAAGUAUCACCAAUGCUGUACAAUGUGGUCUAUUUUGACAUAAAAGUAUGAAUAUUUGAGAAUGUUUUGCUUUUCUACUCCACUGGAGGCCUAUUAUAGGAUUUAGUCUAAACCAGUACCCAAAUGUAUAAAUUAUGCGGCUGUUUAAGGUUAAUUGUGGCUCAGACUAAAAUGGUGAAAAUACAGUACUUACACUGAGUGGUGCGGCUAAAAGGCAGCAGCAU